UUCCCUUUCUCUCCUUUCUUCUUUCUUUCCUUAUUCGUUAUUCCACUGUACAACACAUGUAGCUCGAUAAUAAUAAAGCUAAAGAAGGGAUACGAUAUUAGUUGUUGUAUUCGUUCUAUGCAGUGAAGGAAAAAAAAACAACAAUAAUUAUGAAAUGAAUUUUUUCGUAGUUUAAAACCCCAAACCAUCAACAUCAAUUCUCACACACACCCACUCAUGUGCACCACCGGCAACAAUUCCCGGAGCUCCGGCUCCGAUUCCGGAUCCACCACCGACUGGACCACCGAAGCAAUCAACGGUGGAUCUCUUCGCCACGUCGAUCUCAACACCGGAACCAAUGGCUGGGCUUCACCACCAGGCGAUGUCUUUAGCCUCCGCUCUCAAAGCUACUUCACCAAAAAGCAAAAAUCUCCAGCCGGAGAUUAUCUCCUCUCUCCAAUCGGCAUGGACUGGCUUAAAUCCUCAACGAAACUCGACAACGUUCUUAACCGCUCCGAUAAUCGCGUUGCAAACGCGCUUAAAAAAGCUCAAUCGAACGGUAAGUCGUUGAAGAGUUUCAUCUUCGCCGUGAAUCUCCAGAUUCCAGGUAAAGAACACCACAGCGCAGUUUUUUACUUCGCAACAGAAGAUCCCGUUCAAUCCGGUUCGUUACUAGGCCGGUUCAUUGACGGAGACGACGCGUUUCGAAACCAACGGUUCAAGCUAGUGAACCGGAUCGUGAAAGGACCGUGGAUAGUGAAAAAAGCGGUGGGGAAUUACAGCGCGUGUUUGUUAGGUAAAGCGCUGACGUGUCAUUAUCAUAGAGGAGCUAAUUACUUUGAGGCCGACGUUGAUAUUGGAAGUAGUGCAAUUGCGAAUGCUAUCUUGCGCCUUGCAUUGGGAUAUGUGACGAGUGUGACGAUAGAUAUGGGGUUUGUUGUGGAAGCGCAGACGGAGGAGGAGUUGCCGGAGAAGUUGAUCGGUGCUAUUAGGGUUUGUCAAAUGGAAAUGGGUUCUGCUUGCACUAUUGUUGAUGCUCCAAGGAUAGGGAUUGCUCAGGUCAAUCACCUUGGUGCUGAUGCAACUGAAAAUCAAAAUCAUAAUCAAAAUUAAUUAAUUAAUUAUUAUUAUUUUAGAGUUAUUUUAUUUUUGUCUUCUUCAUAGGGAGUAUCAAUUAAUAAAUAAAUAAAUAUUUGAGUUUCGUUGGUUGGAAUUAUUUACUUGUGAUUUUCUUCUUCUAAUUUGACAA
Molecule: messenger RNA, 1228 nt
Organism: Medicago truncatula (barrel medic)
Lineage: Eukaryota; Viridiplantae; Streptophyta; Magnoliopsida; Fabales; Fabaceae
Product: protein ENHANCED DISEASE RESISTANCE 2-like
Exons: 1
Coding region: 217-1092 (291 amino acids)
Source: RefSeq, a predicted model, not a curated record